This is a messenger RNA of Cordyceps militaris CM01, 702 nucleotides long. RefSeq lists its product as uncharacterized. The record is from RefSeq and is a predicted model, not a curated record. NCBI's taxonomy places the organism in Eukaryota, Fungi, Ascomycota, Sordariomycetes, Hypocreales, Cordycipitaceae. The transcript has 2 exons. Bases 1 to 702 code for a protein of 233 amino acids.
AUGCGACCCACGAAAUCGUUAAACAAUACCCGUAUUCUGGAGGAAGAGGAGAGCCUUCUCAGCGGCCCUCUGCCAGAGCAAGUCGCCUCGCGUCAGACAAGGCCAUGUUCUUUCUUCUCCCGGUACCAAAAGUCGGCUAUUGUUCUGAAAGAUGUAAUCCUGCUCGCACUGGCCAUUCCCACACUGGUCACGCUCGGCCAGCAUGUCGCGGACCGGGCUCGCUCCACGGCGACGCAGCACAGCAGACAAGACACGGCCCUGCCAGGCUGCAACUGCGGGACGUCUGUCGCGCAGGCCGUACGGCUCGGCUGUCAAUACGAUACGCUGGCCGCGGCCUGGCUGCCGCCUCACUGCCGGGACGACGAGCUCACGGCGCUCUUUGACCGCUCCGGCGACGGCCCCAACGGCACGUGGACGUACUGGUCCGAUGUCCAUCACAGCACGGAGAUUGCCGUCGGGGACAUUGGCGCUCUGGCCGAUGACCCGAGACAUGGGCGGUUCUACGCGACGUAUCGGUGGCACAUGGUCCACUGCUUCUUUUACUGGCGCAAGGCCAUCCGGUCUCAGGCUUUGGGCAUCACGUUGGAGGACCGCUUCAACACGGAGAAGCAUGCCAUUCACUGCAGCAAGAUGCUCGACGCGAACCGUACGAUUGGUGCUGUGUCGGGAGUCGCGUUGAAUAGCAAUCGGUGGGACCCGUGA